AAUCAGCAACGGUAUUGGCCAUAACAAGUUCCUUGUAAUUUAUGCAACUAUGGAGAAAGCGUUCACCUCUUUUCUCUUAACUUCCUUGUUACUUCACUAUGUUAUGGCUAGUUCAGCCAUGACCAAAACCAACAUUACUACUGACCAAUUGGCUCUUUUUACACUGAAAUCCCAAAUCAUUUCAGACCCCUUUCAUUUCUUGGAUGAAAGUUGGUCUUUCGCGAUGUCCGUUUGCCAUUGGGUUGAAGUCACUUGUGGCUCUCACCACCAGAGAGUGAAGUCCUUGAAUCUGAAUUUCAAUUCCAUAGAGGGCCAGAUACCAAAAGUGAUUGGAAACCUUAGAGAAUUAAAGUUGAGGGGUAACAAUCUCAUAGGCUCUAUUCCUCUGUCACUCUCGAAUGCCUCAAGGUUGGAGACUUUAGAUAUAUCUUAUAAUUCACUUCAAGGAAACAUUCCAGAAGAGAUCAGCAAUCUUCACAACAUGAAAGUUCUAUCCAUACAAGAUAAUCAACUUACGGGGAUAAUUCCACAAGAAAUUGAAAAUCUUGUUAAUUUGGUAGAGUUAGCUAUGGAGAAAAACCACAUUACCGGCUCUGUCCCGAUCUCCAUAUUCAAUAUCUCAUUGUUGCAAAUUUUGUCUGCGUGGGAGAACAAUCUUAGUGGAUUCUUACCACGGGAGAUAAGCAGUCUCAUUGAGUUGGAGGAACUUCGUCUUGCAUUUAAUAGUUUUGGUGGUUCACUCCCAAUGGAGAUCUUCAACAUAUCAGGGCUGAGAGUAAUUGAUCUUACAAACAAUAAUCUAUCUGGAAGCCUCCCACCAAACAGAGGCAUAGAUAAGCCAUAUUUUUUACUGUAGCGACAUAAAUGAGCCAAACUGUUAACAGACGACAUAAGAUCGAGGUGUUUAUUUGUUCAGGUUUUGAAUAGUUAAAGGUCCUAUUCAUGCACUGUCAAAGUUUAAGGUCAAUUUUAUAAUUUGGUGUCAAGUUUAGCGUCAUAUUAAUGUAUUAUGCCAAAGAGUUUUGAAUGAAAAGUAUCUUAAAAAGGAGAUAAUGUUGCUAUUUAACGUCUCUAAUCAGCAACGGUAUUGGCCAUAACAUGUUCCUUGUAAUUUAUGCAACUAUGGAGAAAGCGUUAACCUCUUUUCUCUUAACAUCUUUGUUGCUUCACUAUGUUAUGGCCAGUUCAGCGAUGACCAAAACCAACAUUACUACUUAACAAUUGGCUCUUUUUUCUCUGAAAUCCCAAAUCGCUUCAGACCCCUUUCAUUUCUUGGAUGAAAGUUGGUCUUUCGCUACGUCCAUUUGCCAUUGGGUUGGAGUCACUUGUGGCUCUCGUCACCAACGUGUGAAUUCCUUGAAUCUUUCAAACAUGGCUCUUACGGGCAAGA
This is a messenger RNA of Capsicum annuum, 1390 nucleotides long. Its product is annotated as leucine-rich repeat receptor-like serine/threonine-protein kinase RGI4. The record is from RefSeq and is a predicted model, not a curated record. The transcript has 2 exons. Gene Ontology annotation, molecular function: protein binding. NCBI's taxonomy places the organism in Eukaryota, Viridiplantae, Streptophyta, Magnoliopsida, Solanales, Solanaceae. The coding region runs from base 50 to 856 and encodes 268 amino acids.